Molecule: messenger RNA, 957 nt
Organism: Trichomonas vaginalis G3
Lineage: Eukaryota; Parabasalia; Trichomonadida; Trichomonadidae
Exons: 1
Coding region: 1-957 (318 amino acids)
Source: RefSeq, a predicted model, not a curated record
AUGCUUUUGAUCUAUGCUUACAAGUCAUUAUCUGCGGACUUCGAGAAUUGCAAAGAGUACUGUGAUAGAUUUUAUAGUAACUCAAUAACCUAUCAUAACUUUACUAUUCCAAAAGAUGAAUUGAUUUGCAUCAAAGGCAAUUACAUAUUUAGCUCGGAUAAAAAGUUUAAAGCGCGUACUCAGCUUUUUGAUAUAAUGGCAUCUAAAGCAACAACAACGCAAUGGAUUGAGGAUCCUAUUGCUGUUACUGGUGGCGUAAAUAUUAAUAUAGGUGUUGGUCAUUCGCGAGAAGCAUCUACAGAAAUUGUUUGCUUAGAAGAUCUUUGUAAUUUCACUGCAAUUCAUUUUCCUUACACACCAACCAUAAUGAAAGCUGCAAAACUCGAGCGCUACGAUCAUGUAACAAUAUCUUCAAAAACAAAGGGAGAAAUGAAACUUUAUAAUUAUAACUCGCUCAAAAAUAAAUCAAAUACCUUCACAGGAAGAAGAAUUGUACAUUAUGGUAUCAUUGUCCAGGAUGGAAAACCUGAAAUCAGAAUGAAACCUGAUUCAGAGCUUGAUCCGUGGACUAUCAGUACUUCUUUUAAUCACCUUUCAUUCGUUGCUCAUGAUUUUGGAUGGGAUAGCAAUAAAUGGGUUGAUGUUGAAAUUUAUCAAAAUCAAUCUGUUACAUCAUCGAGAAGGCUCUAUUUGCAAGAUUAUCAAUUAACGCUUAAUCCUGAAGGUGGUUUAUACAAAGCAAAUACUCAAAGUUAUGAAUUUGAGACAUUUACAGGUCCAUUGCAUCCACUUUACAUUGUUCUUAUUGUUGCCAUUAUUAUUACCAUCUUGAGUGUCAUCGGUUGCGUCCUCUGCUGCGUUUGCUGCACAUGCUGCUGCUGCCAUGGUUGCUGCGCAAAUUGCAUGCCAUGCUGCGUAUUAUCGAAGUCUAAGGAAGAUGCAGAACCACAAGUUUAA